AUGAACGGUCUUGGAAUUGACUUCGGUGCUUCGGAGGAGUCAGCCGUGCCCAUAGGACUUCGAGGCUCACUAGUUCCGCCUCAACGGAAUUUGCCCCCGAAAUCAUCUCGCCGUCGGGCAUUUGUACGCCAUAAACCAAGCCGCGACAGACUCGGUGGAAAAUCUGGCACUCAGUCUACGAUGUCAUCGUCUAUGUCAACAACGACUCAUUUGCCCAGCAUGCCUCUAAGAGAGAAUCGUUCCAUCGCUAACAAAAGUAUCAACUCACCAACAAUGUACGUGAUGAAGCACCCUCUUCCUGCAAAACCUACCGUUCCAUGGUCGUAUCUCGAUGAUGUGCAGCCAGUUAGUGCUACCAGGCGUGAAGACACUCCUAGCGACACUUCGACGCCCGCAGUUUCCCAACCUAGCACAGAAGAUUCUGCAACAGCGCAUCCAAGUACUCAUGCACUUCCACUUAUACCACCGGCUCCAUUGGCAUCGAUGUCACCGGCGACACUAGCCGUGCCUACGACAUCUACACAGCCCGUCAUUCAUCACCUUCCUAAUAAGCCGGCUGUGCCCAUAUAUCCUGUUGAGCGUGAUGAGCGUGUCGGGAUCGAAGUAUUCAUGGAUAAUGAUCUUGUGGUUGAAGGCGGCUCACUGCAUGGAUGCCUUCGCUUAAACGUACCGAAUCACACGGAUCCAUCCAGUGCUAUGUUGAUGGCACAACCACGUGUGCGACUUAUUGGAUACGAGUGCCUACCUGGCGAAGACAUACGCCACAUCUUUUACCGCCAUAUGACCCUUAUAGAUGGCGAUCGCAGCUUGGAUGGUCCCACAGAGCCUUAUAUGCUGCACGGCUCAAGUGCUCUCUCACAGUCCGAGGGUGGCGAAGAAAGCAUCCUCCCAUGUUUUGCAUCGCUGCCUGAUACGGAGGGCUACUACCUUGGUCAGGGUGGUGUUCAUGUGAUUCCAUUCUCCAUGUCCCUUCCCAUGGGGAAGGGAGCGAAAGGCGGCUACCACAGUGACGGUUGUGAGGUUGGGUACAUUCUGAUCGCGUCUGUGCGCGUGAAAGCAUUCGGCGAACAGCACAGUGGUGUUGCUCUCUGCUUCCAAAAGAUGGAAGUUCAUCCUUACCUGAAUCCCACUGCAGAACUGGCAAGUGCACCACGUCCAAUCAUUUCACAUGCAUCUACACCAGAAGCGGAGGUGCGGAACAUACGUUUGGCUGCAGCUUUGCACCGGGAGACCUGGGUUGCCGGCCAACGUGUGUAUUUUGAGGUCAGUAUCCUGAAUGGCGGCACAGACUUGCUUAAUGUUCUCCGCAUCGCUUUGGUGCGCACGGAGACUCUGUACAAGGCACAUGAUCAUAUACCCGGCUCGAAAGACAUUUUGUCGCAUUCAAGCACUAUCCUCUUGGACGAGACGUUGGCAGCGAAUCAGUUGGGUCAUUGGUGGAGCGGUGCACCGCCUGGAAGACCUGUACAUUUUCCGCAUUCAUUGCAGCUUCCAUCAGACCUCGUCACGGUCGAUCCAGGACGUCAUGUGAGUGUGCAGUACGCACUCCGUGUAGGUGUAGGAGCUGAUACGUCUACAUUGGUUGAGGUUGACCUACCUGUGCGCAUUAUCCAGUAUGUGUCAAUUGAUCCACCACCACCUCGGCGGACAUGGAUGGGCGGCACCGGCUUACUAGGUCUUGCUCUUGGAAAUAAUUCGGAUCCUCACAAUAUGGUUGAAAGACUGCAAUCGCUCGAUUUAAUGCGCAGUCCAAUGCCUGUCUCUGCAUCUGAUCGUCUUUCACCACAUUCAAGUGGGACUAGUUCUACACGAGGCAGUCGCACGGCGCAACACAAGCGCUCUCUUGACUUCAUCAACAGUGCAAUCCGCAGUGCAACAGCACGCCAUACAUCGCCCUAUGCUGCAAAUGAGGCAUCGCCUGCGGGUCUUGGAAUUGAGCUUCUAUCACAACAAGACUCGUCUGACUCGCGUGCUUUAACGCCCAUGCAGAAUAGUUGUGAACGCAUUUCAUUUGGUCCAUCGUUGCCUGUGGUUGAAGUCAAUUCGGCAAUAUCAGCGCCAGAGGCAGAUAUCUCUCUCCCACUUGGUGAUGAGACCGUCGAUGAUGUCGAGCUGUUUUUUGGUUCAGAUGAGAAAAAAACUUCUGCCGAUGACAGCAAUUCAGCACAACGGCCGUGCCUAGGCGCCUCGGACGCACACACUCGCUCCGAUAUGGAACUGGAGCCAAGCUCCUCAUUGUCACAGCUUGAUGUGGCAACAUACACGACACCGUCCACACCCAAGCGUGAGCGCAUCAUUACUGGUCCUGCCAGUGUCCCACGCACUCUGCAUCCCAAGUCCUCGUUCACGUUUGCGACUAACACGUCACCGCUAAAAGUGCGCCGCUCUAAUACUGUUUUGCGAGAAUGA
Messenger RNA from Malassezia globosa CBS 7966, 2409 nucleotides. RefSeq lists its product as uncharacterized. The record is from RefSeq and is a predicted model, not a curated record. NCBI's taxonomy places the organism in Eukaryota, Fungi, Basidiomycota, Malasseziomycetes, Malasseziales, Malasseziaceae. The transcript has a single exon. Bases 1 to 2409 code for a protein of 802 amino acids.